AUGGCUUUACAAGGAGCCACUCCAGUGCUGAGACAGGAUAUGACCAUGAAUCCUGGUGCCUCCAUGUCUCCUUUCACUGCACUUCACUUUUCCCCACCUACUCCCAGAACCCAAUACCAACCACUCUGGGAGCAACACCAACUGCCCCUCAUGACUUCAUCGUGCCCUCCUAGCAUGCCUCUGGGACUCUCUGUUUUCCCUAAGCCACCGCUGGUGACAGGAGUUGGAGGCCCUGGCCCCAAUAUGGCUGUGACUGGUAACAUCAUUCUCCAAGUCAGGUCAGAAGGGGAGCUCCCUGUGCCUCAGACUGUCAUCGUGACACAGACCCCACUCAAUUGGAACACCCCAGGGACUGUUAGUGGGACUGUUUUGAAUGCUCCACCACCAUUUGUGGCAGCCUCUGCUAUGGAGCAAUUGAUACCUGCCACUUCUGUUGUGGAUGACUCCUCCUGUAACUCCAAGAGUGUUUAUGAGAACUACCGACGUUGGCAAUGCUUCAAGCCUCUGGCCCGGAGACACCAUCUCCAAAGUCCAGAUACGGAAGCUCUUUCCUGCUUUCUCAUCCCAGUCAUGAGAUCUCUGGCUCAACUGAAGCCUACCAUGAUCCUGGAGGAGGGACUGUGGCGGUCCGUGCAGGAAUGGCAGGACAAAAGCAACUUUGACCGGAUGAUCUACUACGAGAUGGCAGGAAAGUUCAUGGAGUUUGAAGCAGAUGAGAUGCAGAUUCAGAAGCUGCAGCAGAGGAAGGGAUCAGCACACCUUCCUCCUCCAGUUCCACAGAAAUUCCAUCCUCCCAAAACUUCAGAUACUGUGACUGGGCAGCACCCAGACAGGAAGUGCCAAAACACUACUCCACAAGAAGCAGCAACACAGAUCCAAGUGCACUUGGGAACCCAAAGCACCCACGAAGCCAUGAAAGAGUAUGCUGACAUCAUGGAAGAUCUCCUGGGACUUGCCUAUUCAGCCACUGGAGAGCCAAAUGGAAAGGAGAAAGGAGAUAAUGAGCAGCAGCAGGAAAAGCAUGACAUAUACACAGACCCAGGACUCCUGAACUACAAUGACAAACUGUGUUCACAGGAAGCCUUUGUAACCAAGGUGGAACCAGUUAUUCAUCUGCAAUUCCUGGAAAUGUUACUAUCACCAGAAUCACAGACAGAUCCCUUGUCCUUAAUUCAGGAGUUGGAGCAAGAGGAAAGACUCACCCUCUCUCGGGUGGUAGCAGUUAUUCACCCACAAUUCCUGGAAAUGUUACUAUCACCAGAACCACAGGCAGAUCCCUUGUCCUUAAUUCAGGAGCUGGAGCAAGAGGAAGGACUCACCCACACUCAGCUCAUGGAGAAGAGACUGUUGAAGUUGAGAGAGGCAGAGAAUGUGGAGGCACUCCCAAGUUAUAAUGUGCUCUAA
Messenger RNA from Chrysochloris asiatica (Cape golden mole), 1404 nucleotides. RefSeq names its product NUT family member 2G-like. The record is from RefSeq and is a predicted model, not a curated record. Bases 1 to 1404 code for a protein of 467 amino acids. The transcript is spliced from 9 exons. Lineage: Eukaryota; Metazoa; Chordata; Mammalia; Afrosoricida; Chrysochloridae.